UUUUAAAGAAAACUUGACAUUGUCAAAGUGCCGCUGUGAAUAGAGCACUAGCGAAGCUUGGACGGUUGUCUUGGUAAAAUGUCGGCAGAGGAAGACACGGAGCUGCGGGACUUACUGGUGCAAACCCUGGAGAAUAGCGGCGUCCUCAACAAGAUCAAGGCUGAAUUACGGGCAGCUGUAUUCUUGGCUCUUGAAGAACAGGAGAGAGUAGAGAAUAAAACGCCAUUGGUUAAUGAGAGCUUGAAGACAUUUUUGAACACAGAGGAUGGGCGUUUGGUGGCUGGUCUUGUUGCUGAAUUUCUCCAAUUUUUCAAUCUGGACUUUACUUUGGCAGUAUUCCGACCAGAAACAAACACGUUCACUGGACUUGAUGGGCGAGAUAAUCUUGCAAGGGAACUAGGAAUUCAUGAAGGAGAUGAUUCGAAGGGAGUACCAUUAUUGUUGGAGGUGAUAAGAAACGGUCAACAAAAAGAAAAAGACACUUUCCCCUCUGACGGUGACUCACUCAAUUAUGUUCCUAAGGAGUUGUCAGCAAAACAUAUAGCAGAAGCCAAGAAAAAGUUUGAAUUUUAUGAUAAAGACAAAAAUGGUGAGAUAAGUAAAGAAGAACUGAAGGAACUAUUCAUAAACCUCUUUCCUCGCUUUCACAAGAAUAUGCUGGACAAAUAUGUAAAUGAUGAAUCUAAAGCUUUUAAUAAUGUGGUUGAUUUUGAUGAGUUUCUGGGAAUGUACAAAAGAUUGUUCGUCCAGUGCAGAAGUGUGGAGAAAGUGAGGACUGCAGAUGCUGGAGAUCAGAGUCAAGAAUGUGGUGCUGGAAAAUCUCAGCAGAUAAUCCAAGAUGAUGCUGUUACUGAUACUGUACAGUCUCGUGGCAAGCUCCCAGAAGGGAGGCAAGCUGCUUUAAGUACAGGGACCAAGAUACCUAGAUACAAAGGAACUGAUAAAGUUAAAGAGAGCGAGGAGAAAACUGGUGAGAAGUUCACUAACAUCAGCUUCAGAGAUAUCAGCGUAGCCUCUGAUGAAGUAAAAAGUGCAACCAAUCUUUCUACUGGUGAUUCAAAGAAAGGCUUCAUCCCUAAUACAACAUCCAGUCUGCCAGAGCUAAAGAAAAAUGAAAAGCUAUGCCUCGAUGAUGAAGAUUCAUUCUUUGAUGACCCAUUGCCUGAGCAAAUGAAGAUCUAUGCCUGUCCAUCACAGGGAGACAAAAGUAUUUCAGGGUUGCGUUCUUCAGGUAGCAAAAAGAAUGACAUUCAAAAAGCCAGUAACUCUGGUAAAAACAGUGAUACUGAAGAAGAUGCAGUGGAUCCCUUUGUAGACGCAGUUGGUAGACAGAGUACUCUAGAAAGGCAUGCAGAUUUGAACAGUAAACCAACAGGUGGCCUUACAUCCCUUUCAGAUGCCCCCCCUCUGAAUGCAAACUUGGCGUCUCUGGCAGGAGCAGUACCUGUAAAAGAUAUUGACAUAAAAGGAGCAGGUGAUGAAGAAGAAUAUUACGAUGAUGAUUUUGUCAGUGGCAGUCAGCGUUCAGAUAAAACCAAGAGUGAAGUGAGCAUUGGUGAAGAAAUUGAAGAGGAUAUUUCUGUGGAAGGGGAUGAUCUUUGUACUGAUGAUAAGGUCGACGAUUUGACACUGGACCACACCAUUUCUCACUUAAGUGAUGUGGCAGAUUAUAUAGAGGAAGUUGCAUAAUAGCUUCAUAAUGAAUAAUUAGUUCACUGUACAGAUAAAUGAGUAGUUUUUUGGUCACUUCUGGUGUUCUGAAGAAGCUCUAAAGCAAUGGAAAAGGAAUUAGGCUGAUAUAGAAUCCCUCCGUUAGCAGACAGUUGCUUGAAUUUCUUAAAAUCAGUUAAUCCAAAUGAAAACCAAAGACCAUGUGUUACACUCAAAACCGAUGCAAUCAGAAUGGUACUGAUGAAUAGUGCCUAUGGGGGAGUCUGAAAGUGUCCUCGGACUGUCUUCCAGUAUCCACGAGAAGAGGCUUAUACUCCUUUAGAAAGGAUCAGUUUGGUCCGAAAUUGUAAUGUAUAUAAAAAUAUUAAGUAAAAAUUAUUUUUAAUGUA
This is a messenger RNA of Hemiscyllium ocellatum (epaulette shark), 2060 nucleotides long. It is a transcript of the gene cep43, whose product is annotated as centrosomal protein 43. NCBI's taxonomy places the organism in Eukaryota, Metazoa, Chordata, Chondrichthyes, Orectolobiformes, Hemiscylliidae. The coding region runs from base 79 to 1689 and encodes 536 amino acids. Gene Ontology annotation, molecular function: calcium ion binding; protein binding. The transcript is spliced from 20 exons. The record is from RefSeq and is a predicted model, not a curated record. Gene Ontology annotation, biological process: microtubule anchoring. Gene Ontology annotation, cellular component: centrosome.